Molecule: messenger RNA, 504 nt
Organism: Sphenostylis stenocarpa
Lineage: Eukaryota; Viridiplantae; Streptophyta; Magnoliopsida; Fabales; Fabaceae
Source: the annotation of a GenBank genome assembly
AUGAGUUCUACAAGCCGUGCUUGGACUUGGACCGUUGCAGCAAGUGUUGGAGUGGUGGAGGCCUUGAAAGACCAGGGCAUAUGCAGGUGGAACAGUGUGUUGAGAUCAGCCCAGCAACGUGCUAAACAUAAUAUGAGGUCUUUGUCUCACACCAAGAAGCUUUCUUCUCAAUCAUCUGCCAUGUCUUCUGCAAAAUUCAAAGAUGAGAAAGCUAAGCAGUCAGAGGAGUCUCUGAGAACCGUCAUUCGUGCUUGGACUUGGACCGUUGCAGCAAGUGUUGGAGUUGUGGAGGCCUUGAAGGACCAGGGUAUAUGCAGGUGGAACAGUGUGUUGAGAUCAGCACAGCAACAUGCUAAACAUAAUAUGGGGUCUUUGUCUCACACCAAGAAGCUUUCUUCUCAAUCAUCUGCCAUGGCUUCUGCAAAAUUCAAAGAUGAGAAAACUAAGCAGUCAGAGGAGUCUUUGAGAACAGUCAUGUACCUGAGUUGCUGGGGUCCCAACUAA